ACGACGGGUCGGCGCGCCGCAAUUUUUGCAACGAUCGCGUUCCUGAAAAAUACCCAAAACACACACGCACACGCAGAGAUAUAAAAAAAAGUAUAAAAUAAAAAUCAAAGGCAGAAGAUAUCAUCGUCCUGCUGUUGCGAGCAGCCGUAGACUCCUGAAGUGCAACCAUCAAUCCAGAUCCGGAGCAGCUGAAAAGCCUAAUGGAGGCGCUGAAAAGGCAAUCGCCUUUGAUUUAUACUUAAGCGAAUGCCGGACGGAUUUGUGCGCCAAAAUAAAAUAUUCGCGCAGAUUUCGCCUGAAGUCCGCCCGACUUAAAGUCGCUUUCAGCGGAAGGUUAAAAGAAGAUAGAAAGAUAGAGAGUGGUUUUAAUCUAAACAUUAGAUUUAGGAAGAUCAACCGAGGACCCGGGCAGAGGCAUGAGGGGCCGUCCUAAAUGAGCGAAACGAGAGAUUAGCACUUAUGGAAAGUGUUGACAAGAAACGUUGGCGAAUCUUGAGGCGCGCGAGCGAUCAACAUUUCACCAAUCCGAAUGCAAUAUAAACACCACCCAGAACUGAAAACAAUCUGGCCCGUCUAUUGAACCCGAUCAUCAUCAUCAUCAUCACAGUCAUCAACAUCGCCAUCAUCAUUAUCAACAUAACAAAUCGCGUGUGUCGUGUACGAAUCUGAGUGAUAAGAAAAGUGCGUUGUUUCGCAAUAGAUUCCAUAUAUCUGUACUAUAUAAUUAGUUGCAUCAGAAUGCACCAUCACCAGCCGGAGUACAGCCAACCCCCUGCGGGUUUGGAUGCAGCAGCCUCGACUAUCCACCAAAGCGACUGUUGCUAUCCAACGGAAGCCUGGAACUACAACAAUUCUGGAGUCACUCCCAUGAAGCAGAUAGAAGCCUGCCUUCAAAUUGCCAGCAAGGAUCGCAGGGCCUACUCCCCGUUAAGCCACGCCGAUUCCGCCAUCCUCGAAGACACAGAGGACAAUAACAAUAGGACGAAUAAAGGCAAAAACCAGCAUUCCAACAUUUCUUCGAGUCCAGCUUUAAACGCGGCUAAUGCCAUACUGGAGAUGAAGCCGCUAUGGGAUGAGUUUCACACUUUGGGAACGGAAAUGAUCGUGACUAAAGCGGGACGACGGAUGUUCCCCACGUUUCAGGUCAGAUUGUGCGGAUUGGAUCCGAUGGCAGAGUAUAUGCUUAUGAUGGACUUUGUUCCCGUCGACGACAAGCGUUACAGAUAUGCUUUCCACAGUUCCAGUUGGGUCGUAGCCGGAAAAGCGGAUCCCGUUUCACCGCCGAGGAUCCACGUGCAUCCAGACAGUCCCGCUACCGGGUCUCAAUGGAUGAAACAGGUCAUCAGCUUCGACAAACUGAAGCUAACAAACAACCAAAUGGACGAUAACGGACAUAUCAUCUUAAAUUCGAUGCAUCGCUAUCAACCAAGAUUCCACGUGGUUUUCCUUCCACCAAAAAAUUGCCAAGAGGAAACGGAUAACAAUUUCAAAACCUUCGUUUUCACCGAAACCGCCUUCACAGCUGUCACCGCUUACCAGAAUCACAGGAUAACUCAAUUGAAGAUUGCGAGCAACCCAUUUGCCAAAGGUUUCCGAGAUUGCGAUCCAGACGACGGGGAUGUUAAUUUGGUGCAGCAGCAGCAACAACAACAACAACAGCAGCACCAACAAAGUAGUCCAAAAGCAAAGACUCCCAGAACGACACCUACUUUAACGAAAGAUGAUGAGGUCCCUAUUCAGAUCCAGCACCAGCAGCAACAUCAUCAGCAGCAAACGCAACAGCAACAGCAGCAACAUCCACAAACACAGGAUCCGAACCGGUACGCUCCUUCGCUACUGAAUCCUCUGGGGACGAUUUCGCAGCCGUAUUCUGGGGAGCUGUGCAACUACGGCCCAGUUUAUCAUCCCCACAACCUUCUGCACAGCUACAAUCCGGUUUAUGGAAACGACAAGACGCUGAGGAUGAACCAGUUCGGAAGGAGCGUUUACUCCAACUAUCCGCACAGUUUCUACGGUGGAAACAAUUUGCGCGGUACCCAAAACGGAUACGACUUCAACAGAUAACGACCAUCCGGAAUCACAGAACUGAACCAAUUGGUGCCUUCUAUUAAUAUUAUAAUUUUUUUUUUUUUUGCAACAAUUUUCAAAUAGAGUUAACUUAUUCAUUCUCUGAAUGUAGCCGCAAAUCACCUCAUUCACAAUCAAGUAUUUCGUUUCCAUGGACGACUGAAACAAAAAGCUUUUUCAUCAUUGCCUUCUUGAUUAUCCGAAAUAACCUUAGAUUAAACCUAAAAGAGAGAAAGAGAUGAACUUUACAUUAUAUUACCUAGACUUAGCGGAAAGAGAAAUAAUAUAUUUAUUAAACGGAAUAUUUU
Molecule: messenger RNA, 2375 nt
Organism: Nicrophorus vespilloides
Lineage: Eukaryota; Metazoa; Arthropoda; Insecta; Coleoptera; Silphidae
Gene: org-1
Product: T-box transcription factor TBX1-A
Exons: 8
Coding region: 739-2064 (441 amino acids)
Biological process (GO): regulation of transcription by RNA polymerase II; positive regulation of DNA-templated transcription; cell fate specification
Cellular component (GO): nucleus
Molecular function (GO): DNA-binding transcription factor activity, RNA polymerase II-specific; RNA polymerase II cis-regulatory region sequence-specific DNA binding
Source: RefSeq, a predicted model, not a curated record